UGCUAAUCCCUGCUAGGUAUUAUCCAGCUCUCCCCGCUGAGUCCACUUCAUUUCUGGAGUGAAAUAAGGACUGGGAGGUGCGACAAGAAGCUGUCUGUAGCACUCAGUAACUGACUCAAAAAACCACGCCGACCCCCUCUCCUGAUUCCACCGCACCACCACCAUGUUUAAUCUGGGACCCACGGAGGUCGGAUACGUGCUGUUCUCGAUCUACGCUGGUAUCCUCACUGUCGUGAUUGUUAUUUUGGCCUGGGCCACCAUGUGUAGAAAGCCUGUGAAGCAGUGACCCCUUGGGAACCCCUGCACUCUGGAGUGGGGGGGGGGGGGGAAAUGGAGCGCAAUGUAGGUCAGUCCAUAAGAAACGUACAGAAUGAACUGAUCUUCAGAUAGUAGUUAGAGUUGCUUUGAAGAAUAUACACAUCUUGCAUUAAGCGCUUUUAGGAAGUUGACUGGUUGAGGACAAGAUGAAUGGAAUAGCACUACUCUUCUUUUCCAGCUUCGCUUACAUCUGUGCAGCAAUUCCACAAUUCCCUGAACAAGAGAAAGAGCCCAAAUUCUGGAGAGACUGGGCUCAGAGAACCCUCACGAAAGCUCUUUCCCUGCAACGCCUCAACACAAACAUUGCGAAAAAUGCCAUCCUUUUUCUGGGGGACGGCAUGGGAAUUCCCACGGUGACAGCGGCCCGCAUUCUGAAGGGUCAGAUGAAUGGUUUCAGCGGUGAGGAGACACAGCUGGAGAUGGAUAAGUUCCCCCAUGUGGCACUCGCUAAGACGUACAACACAAACGCACAGGUGCCUGACAGUGCUGGGACAGCCACAGCCUACCUGUGUGGGGUGAAGGCAAACGAGGGGACUGUGGGUGUGAGUGCAGCAGCUGUGCGCUCCCAGUGCAACACCACCUUCGGAAAUGAAGUCACCUCCAUUCUGAAAUGGGCGAAGGAUGCCGGCAAAUCAGUAGGCAUCGUCACGACGACACGUGUGAACCACGCAACGCCCAGUGCUGCCUACGCCCACUGCGUGGAUCGUGAUUGGUUCUCGGAUGGGGAGAUGCCCCCUGAAGCCAUUCAGGGGGGCUGCAAGGACAUCGCGCGACAGCUGCUUGAGAACAUCCCGAACAUCGAUGUGAUUAUGGGAGGGGGGCGGAAGUACAUGUACCCCAAAAACACCCCUGAUGUUGAGUACCCCAAUGAAUACAAGGCCAACGGCACUCGACGGGACGGAAGAAGGCUUGUGGAUGAGUGGAAGAGCUCCAAGGGCAAUCAGGCUGCUCACUAUGUGUGGAACAAGAACCAACUGCUAGCUUUGAAUCCACACAAAGUGGACUACUUACUAGGUCUGUUCGAGCCAGCUGACAUGCAAUAUGAUUUAGAACGAGACAAGCAAAUGGAUCCUUCUCUGCCUGAAAUGGUGGAAGUGGCUAUUAAAAUCCUGCAGAAAAACCCAAAGGGUUUCUACCUGCUGGUGGAAGGCGGGCGUAUCGACCACGGGCAUCACGAGGGCAAGGCAAAGCAGGCUCUGCAUGAGGCAGUGCAGAUGGACAUUGCUGUCGGCAAGGCGGGGGUCCUGACCAGUGAGGAGGACACGCUGACCGUCGUCACUGCUGACCACUCCCACGUCUUCACUUUCGGGGGCUACACUCACCGUGGAAACUCCAUAUUUGGUCUGGCGCCCAUGCUGAGCGAUGUGGACAACAAGCCCUUCACCUCCAUCCUAUACGGGAACGGGCCGGGCUUCAAGCUGUCGAAUGGAGAGAGAGAGAACAUAUCCACCAUUGACUACAAACAGAACAACUACCUGGCACAGUCAGCCGUGCCUUUGCAAAUGGAGACCCACGGUGGGGAGGACGUGGCUGUUUUUGCUAAAGGUCCCCUGGCACACCUGCUGCACGGAGUCCACGAACAGAACUACAUCCCCCACGUGAUGGCGUACGCCACCUGUAUCGGGCAGAACACAGAGUACUGCAAAGGGGGCUACCCCGUCCCUUGCGGAGCCAGCUCCCUCACCUCCACACUCAGCAACCUCCUUUCUUUCCUCAUACUCAGCCUGCUGCUGUGCUGGCCCUGAUACUGCUCCUUCACCUCCACACUCAGCAGCCUCCUCGCUCUCCUCGUACUGACCCUGAUACUGCUCCUUCACCUCCACACUCAGUAGCCUCCUCGCUGUCCUCAUACUGACCCUGAUACUGCUCCCUCACCUCCAACUCAGCAGCCUCCUCGCUGUCCUCAUACUGACCCUGAUACUGCUCCCUCACCUCCAACUCAGCAGCGUCCUCGCUCUCCUCAUACUGACCCUGAUACUGCUCCCUCACCUCCACACUCAGCAGCCUCCUCGCUCUCCUCAUACAGACCCUGAUACUGCUCCCUCACCUCCACACUCAGCAGCCUCCUCUCUCUCCUCAUACUGACCCUGAUACUGCUCCCUCACCUCCACACUCAGCAGCCUCCUCUCUCUCCUCAUACUGACCCUGAUACUGCUCCCUCACCUCCACACUCAGCAGCCUCCUCGCUCUCCUCGUACUGACCCUGAUACUGCUCCCUCACCUCCACACUCAGCAGCCUCCUCGCUCUCCUCAUACUGACCCUGAUACUGCUCCCUCACCUCCACACUCAGCAGCCUCCUCUCUCUCCUCGUACUGACCCUGAUACUGCUCCCUCACCUCCACACUCAGCAGCCUCCUCGCUCACCUCAUACUGACCCUGAUACUGCUCCCUCACCUCCACACUCAGCAGCCUCCUCUCUCUCCUCAUACUGACCCUGAUACUGCUCCCUCACCUCCACACUCAACAGCCUCCUCGCUGUCCUCAUACUCAGCCUGCUGCUGUGCAGGCACAGGACUGGGAGUGCAUUCCAAUGCACCUGGACAUUUUAAAGCACAAAAUUUUCUGGGGCUAUUUUAAUCCAACUGGGAAUCAUUGAAAAAUGCUGGAUGGCAGAUAUUGUUGCUCCGAACAUCUGCUGAAUUAAAAUAUGUGAGUUGUGUUUGUGUUGCCAGGACAUUCCUCUGUGAAAAAAACAAAAAGCUGUAUUAGGGGUGGCGUACCUUUCUGUAACGUUUGUUCGUUUUUCCAUACUUUACUAACUGAACCACUCUGUGAUAGAUGAUGGUUUAAAGUAGGCUUGCUACUAUUCUGUUUUUAUUUUUUUGCCAAAUCGACGAUUAAUAUCAAUGUUUAUUUUAGAAAGAAUUUACCGUCUUUAUUUUUCAAUUCAAGCAGAGAAUGGGUGAAAUUGACUUUUAUGCUUAAAAAAAAAAAAAAAGUCUAAUUUAGCGAAACCCUUGAUCAUAUUCAACAUGCAACAAAACCAUGGUUACGUUUGGUCAUAGCUGAGCUAUACAUUUAAAAACUGUCUCAAAUAAAUGUAGUAAACGCAGCAUAUAAAAGUGUAUUACAUAGACCUUUAUAGCAUCAAUUUAUGAGUAAAAAUAAUAUGCACAGAACAAAACAUUAGAUAGUUGAACAGAACUAACUUACACUUAUUAUUCUGCCUUGUCUCAGUCACUGUAAAGGCAAGGCAGACAGGCCUGCUUCGUCCUGCUGUGGAGACGUCAGCCGUCGGCCAGGGUAUUGUGCACAAUAUUCAUUAAGUGUUUUUCUCUUGCGCCCCAUUUUCAAGUCAAACUAGUAACUGUCACCGUUUACCUAAAGCAAAAGCUUAUGUACACCUUAAAUGAAAGAAUUCUAGCACUGCUUCAGUAAACGAGAUCUGUCAGAACAGGCUGAAACUAUAGUACUAACGGACCACUGAGGUGACUGACAGUGACCCCCAGGCAUUCAGAGCGUAAUGGAGACGUGACAGACAGCAAGUAUAAAAACUACACAAACUAGAGAGGAUUUCUAAAUGAUUAUUUUUGGGUAAGAAAAUAAAAAAUAGCAAGUGGUUUUACCAAAGUUAUUGUAUAUAAAUUUAUUUCUGUCUAACUCAUGUUUUUGGGGAAUUCGAUGUUUAACAAGCUUUACCGAUUAAUAUUGAAAAGUAGCAAGCCUACUUAUAAGGGAUAUAGAAUUAAAUCUGUGUUAAAAUGGGCUAACAUGGGAUACAUCAAUCUAGUUCACCAGACAAAUAAGUUUGGUGUGAUGGUCCAAAUCUAAAGUGACUUACGAGUGUGUUAAAAAAAAAAAAAUCAGGUUUUAAAUGAUGAGCAUUGCAGGAAAUGUCAUUGUGAGAAAUUCAUUGAAGGAGGCAAAUGUAUUGGCUUCAUCAGUGUUUGUCUACUUGAAUUCAUGUGAAUGGCCAAGCCCUCAAUUAUUUCUAACUUAAUGAUCCUGAACAACGAACCAGAGUUGACAGAGGAAAUAUUACUCAAGAAAUAUCCUGAAAGGAAAAGAAUAUAAAAAAAUAUUGCAAGACCUUAUGCUUUGCCCCGUGAUUGGGCAUUCUCAGGGAUGUUGUGUUAUUCACCACCCCUUGUAUGGAAACUCCACCAAUACCGACAAAGCUCCUCCCAUCCUGCCACCCCACUCAGUUCUGAUUUGUUAGUCAGUUUCUGUUGAUGCGCUACGAAGGCGAAGCAGUUUGUACUGAUGCUAGCAACCAGACAGCCCCCACAUUGCUAGUAGUUGGUGUUGCUGCUGAAGUAGCAUCUAAACCUGAAAACAUAGACAUACAGUAAAAGCUGAUCGCUAUGGAAAUUGCAUCGUCCAUACCUAAACAAUUUGGUGUAUACAGUAUCUAGGUACCACAUUCGAGAGGCUCUCCAACUUAACAAAGGUUUUUUUUUUUUUUUAACAAAUAUAUUCAAUCAAACUGGUACAAAUGCUACUGCACACUUACCAUUUUAAGUUCCAGUAUUACUGGUUAUAUACGGUUUUAUGUGUAAUUUGUAUUGCAGUUGUUAUACAUUUUUUAAAUAAAUAUAUUACCCAAAUAAAUCUUGCCACUACGUCCCCCUCCCCCCCCGCUCUGAUCAGCAUUCAGAUAAGGUGGAAAUUAUAUUUUGUAUGUCUUAUGUAGUGUGUUUAACAAUAAAAACAAUAUAUUUGCAAA
Messenger RNA from Acipenser ruthenus (sterlet), 4985 nucleotides. Its product is annotated as alkaline phosphatase-like. Gene Ontology annotation, molecular function: alkaline phosphatase activity. The transcript is spliced from 12 exons. Bases 465 to 2063 code for a protein of 532 amino acids. Gene Ontology annotation, cellular component: plasma membrane. Gene Ontology annotation, biological process: dephosphorylation. Lineage: Eukaryota; Metazoa; Chordata; Actinopteri; Acipenseriformes; Acipenseridae. The record is from RefSeq and is a predicted model, not a curated record.